Saxophila tyrrhenica is the source of this 1701-nucleotide messenger RNA. RefSeq lists its product as uncharacterized. The transcript has 2 exons. Gene Ontology annotation, cellular component: nucleus; DNA ligase IV complex. Gene Ontology annotation, biological process: double-strand break repair via nonhomologous end joining. The record is from RefSeq and is a predicted model, not a curated record. The coding region runs from base 1 to 1701 and encodes 566 amino acids. Lineage: Eukaryota; Fungi; Ascomycota; Dothideomycetes; Mycosphaerellales; Extremaceae. Gene Ontology annotation, molecular function: DNA end binding.
AUGUCCGCCGCAGCUAGCGGCGCCGCCGGUCAAGCCAAAUUGACUGAAGUCGCGAAGGUCCUACAGCUGGAGGUGGAGAAUUUCCCCAAAUUACUGGUGAAAUGCAGAUUCGAAAGCUCAGGAUAUAGCAUUCAUAUCUCCGACCUCAGCAGGAUCUGGAGAGAGAGUCUGAGCAAGAGAGAAUGCGUAGAGCGCGCUGUUGAUAUUGGCUGUAGCAUCGAUCCUAGCCAGGACGAUGAGCAGUUCCGCAUCCUACUCGGCAAGAUCGAGAGCGCCUUCAACCGCGAGCGGAAUACUACUCUACAGCUGCUUUCGGCCGAACCAGAUAAUGGUGACCUAUCGAUCAAGGUCUCAGCAGCACUACCCAAGCCCCUUCCUCCGUUUGAAUGGGCUAUCAAUCUUCAGUGGCUGGACGCUGAGCAUCUUCAGGCGCAGCUCGUGUUGCCGCUGGUAGCCCAAGCAAGCCAGCUUCAGCAUCAAAUGAGCCAGCUGCUCCACGAGCUACAAGACAAGGACCGAGUAAUCUCAAAAAUCUGCGAUCGCCUGGAGACAUCAGGCAAUGACUUGACCACGGUAUUUUCGGGAGCGUCCAACAUCAAGACUUCGCGGAAGAAGGGUCAGAGGGAGCAGUUGGCCAAACAUGUCAAAGGACUCGGGGACUUUGACGAGGGUGGCUGGAGAGCGCGGAGUGUGGAGAAGCCCAAUCCUGAUGGGCUGACUGAUGAGGAGCUCAACGGUGUUCUGCAAGGUUUGCCUAUGAGCGAGGCCGCCGGCUCGAACGACUGGUGGAGGCGUCUCAACAACGACGCGGGCUUGAAUACCCGCAGCAAGGUCAAAGCAGGAACGCCACCUCCACGCGGCGACAUCCAGGAAGAAGACGAAAGCAUGCACGACAGUAUGUUCCAACGUCAAGCUACGCCUCCGCACAUGCAACAGCAUCGUGCCUUCGAAUCCGAAGACGAGAACGCCAAUGAACAGACUAGAGAUCAUGCCCUGGCCGUUGAGUCCGACAACGACCGCCCAAUGGAGGAUAAGCGCGACGCCCUUGACGAUGGUGAGAGCACGACAGAGGAUGAAGAUGAUCUUGAUGCCCCGCCCAAACGACCUGUACCUACGCGGCCAAAGCAAUCACCUACGCCGCCGAAGCAAACCAGCGAAGCUUCGCCAUUACCACCAAGUCGGAAGCUGGGAAGCAUUGGAGGGCGGAAACAGCCCGAGCCGCCGCAUGCAUCUCCGCGAAAGCUUGGAGCAAUGGGCGGACGAUCGUCACCGCAUCCAACACUACCAGAGCCAAAAGAGCCCACGCCAGAUGUUGCAUCACCCCAACCAAAAGCUCGAGCCAAGCUGGGCACGAUUGGAGGCAAAGCAAAGGAUCCCACAGCGGCAACUACAGUGUCGACACCUUCUGAGCAGGGCUCGCCGCCUCCAGCGAAGGGGCGCGCAAUCGGCAAGAUUGGUGGUAGGAUUGGCGGCAAGUCAGUCAAGGGGAGCACACAGCAGGAGGUGGUGGUGGCUGAGCCUCCCGCAAAGGAGGACCAGGGCCAGGAUGAAUCGCCACUGCGCUCUCGUGCACCAACGAAAGAGCCUACUCCGCAGCCUCGAGAGACGUCGCAAGAACGAGCGAACAGAAAGCGGGAUCAGCUGAAGCGGGAUUUGGAGGACAAGGCGAAGGCGCCGGUCAAAAAGAAACGGAAGUUCUGA